Molecule: messenger RNA, 3389 nt
Organism: Brienomyrus brachyistius
Lineage: Eukaryota; Metazoa; Chordata; Actinopteri; Osteoglossiformes; Mormyridae
Gene: notchl
Product: notch receptor, like
Exons: 11
Coding region: 249-2612 (787 amino acids)
Biological process (GO): cell differentiation; multicellular organism development; Notch signaling pathway
Cellular component (GO): membrane
Molecular function (GO): protein binding
Source: RefSeq, a predicted model, not a curated record
GAAACGGAGAGCAUUUGGUGGGGGUGUUGCAGGGGGCAACCGAAUGCAGUGUUCAGCUGGUCAUAGGAACAGAGUCCAUCGGAGCGAUUCACAAAGCACUGACGCAUGGACCAGUGCACAGAUGCACCAUAGGUGUGAAAGUGUUGGAGAAGGGAGGCACUGACACACUGCAUGACUGCACUUUAUAGAUUUGAGUAUUAAAGGUGAUAGAUACGCAGGGAGAGAAGCACUGCAGCUGUCCUCCAGUGAUGUUAGCCAUAAGAGCAGCCCUUCUUCUCUGGAGCUGCAGCAGCCAAGCAGCAAACAUCAGGGACCUCUGGGCCCAGUGUCCCUACAAGGUUUGUAAGGACAAAUUUGCAGAUGGAUUCUGUGACCAAGAAUGCUUUCAACCUGAGUGCCUGCAAGAUGGAUUUGACUGCCUGACUGGACAGAAAUCCUGCGAGUCAAGUUACACUGCGUACUGCAGACGCUUUUAUGCAAACUCACACUGUGAGCAGGGGUGUAACACUGCCCCCUGUGGCUGGGACGGGAGCGACUGCCUGCGAGACCACAGCUAUCGCUGGGCGAAGGGCACCUUGAUCAUUCAUGCCGAAAUUCCACCCAAGCAAGUCUCAGAGCAGAACAUAUCCUUCCUCUGGGACCUCAGCACCAUCCUCCAGAGCACGCUAAUGCUGCGUGGAAUCGCCCCCUUUGACAGCAGUCAGCAGCUGUUUGCCCUGGACCCCCAGGAGCUAGCAGAUCUGCUAAACAAGGAGCCCCCACCCAGCUGCAAUGGUUCACUGCUGUUUCUCCAAGUCGACAACAGGCCGUGCUCCCAGGUCCCUCCCACCUGCUUCCCAUUCGCGGCACAAGCCGCCAACUUCCUGCGCGCUAUGAAGGCAUCCAAUCGCCUGUCACUUGUUCGACAAGUACUGGAAGUGCGUGGAGUGUCAGAGGAACUGGGGUACAGGGAGGAGGACAGAGGUAAUGAGGAUGGCCCCCCAUCGUGGCUGUGGGCUGUGGUCGGCGUGGCGACCUGCCUCGUGCUGGCUUUGGUCCUGCUGGUGGUCCUGGUGGCGAGACGGAUGCAGAGGCGGAGACGGGGGAGGCAGGGAGGGGAGAGGGCCAAAAGCGUAUCUACGGUUACGGACCAAAUCCACCACAGUCCCCCGUGGACCCUGCACACGCCACACAGAGGAGAACGAGCGAGACGGGGGAAGGAGAAGGAGAGGAACAGCCCCAAGAAGAAGAAGAAAGGAAAAGAGGCAGGCAAGAGACGGAGCGAGCCGCUGGGGGAGGACGCCAUUCGACUGCGGCCCCUCAAAAAGGACUUGGAUAUUGGAAGCGAUACUGACAUCACUCAAAGCUCCAUGGAGGACGUCAGCAGCAAACGGCCACAGCGGCAGGAUAACUCCAUCCGCGACCAUCGGCCUCAGGAGCAAAAGAACUUGCGGGUCGCAAACAGCAGCAUGCAGUCCCCAAGCCAAGGUGCAUCUAGAGGAUGGGAAAGAACCCCAAACCCAACACAAAGCAGGACAUUCAGCAACUCUACCCCAGUUCAGUGGUGUGGUCCAGAUGGAUCCGUGGUCUUGAUUCGUGCAGUCAGAAGUGGACUGGACCGGGUGGUACUGGAGCUGCUGAGAGCUGGAGUGCCAGUCAACAACACAGACCACACCGGGAGGUCUGCCCUUCACUGGGCAUGCUCAGUUAACCACCUCAUCCUUGCUCGGACCCUCAUUCGCUAUGGUGCAGCGGUGGACUUACAAGACUACAAGGGAGAGACCGCUCUGUUUCUGUCUGCACUGCAUGGCUGCUGUGACACUGCCAGGUUCCUCCUGCUCCACGGAGCCAAUCAGGAUCUGUCUGACUGGUGCGGCCGAUGUCCGCUCGACGUCGCCCGUGAGGGAUUACAUCAGCAGGUUGUGGAGCUUCUGUUGGCUCACAGACCUCAAAGCACAGCCGCUCAGAUGUCUCCAGACAGUGACGUGUCAUGGAAUGACCAUGCUGCCCCACACAAUCAAUGGGCCGCAAAUCCUGGCCUUCCAGGGCGAAGUGCAUCGUUUUCUGGGGUCAUAGGUUACCGGCAGACACCAGCGCAGCAUCCCAGCAACUGCUCGAUGAGCAGAGGCCGUUGUCCUUCCCCCCAGCAAUGGCGCCCCCAGUCAAACCAAUCAGUCACAGCGUUGGUCUCUCCAAGAGUCCUUGGUGGCCCGUCUCGCCUCAUUAGCACGCUACCGGAGGUCACCUCAGAAGAAGAGGAUGGUGAAAGAGAACAGGAAGUUGCCCGAGCAGUCACCCCCCACUUCCUGCACCCCCAGCCCACAGCCAGGCAACGGUCCUUCUCGUGCACUCAGCACACCCUGCAGCGCCGCUCAAGUAAUAACCAGCUGGAAAAUUCCUUGGCCCCCAUGCCGGUGAAAACAGCCAACGAGUGCGAUGAAAAAGUGAUUCCGGUCACCGUCGCUGAAGCUUCCAGGCUACUGGAAGCCACAAUGGGAGCCGAUCUCUCCGCAAAGGCCGAGCCAGGCCGCGAGACUGGAAAUGGCCAAAACUGCAGUCAGAAAGUGCACCGUGGCAAAAUGAACUCCAGCAGAGCUCCUGAUUCUGAGACCCCUGCUCAAACAGUCCUGUGAGAGACUCACUGCUUGCAGAACAAAAAUGUCACACUCCUACAAUCAAUGAAGAGCACAUGCUUUUGGACCAGCUUAAUGUCUGAAACAUAAGCGCCGACUUCAUGCAGUUAGUACAUUUCUUCCGGCGUGCGAGUACUUUUGAAUCUGUUCGGAUAUUAGUGAUUCCAUGGUGACAAUAACAAACAGUAAGCUAACAGGGUAUUCUAACAACAUGUCAUGGUGCGUACGUAGCACGAUUGGUGCAUUUAGAAGCCAGAUUCUUCAAAAAUUGUUAUAAAAGGAUGAAAAUUAAGAAACUGUAAUGGACCAAAGACCCAGUGUAGACUUCCUGCUUAAGCCCUAAUGCCAGUUUUCAUUGCUACAAGGGAUCCUUUUGUCAAACUGCUGCGAAUCCUUUGCUUUUUUGAAUGCUUAUUUCCUUUUGGUUACUUCUCCUCUUCCAUGAUUCACUAUUUGCUCGGUGUCUUUGUUCUGCAUCAGUUCCGAAUUCCAUCACUCUAAUCUUUCAUUGGUUCUACAGUUAAAAGAUAAAGGCGAGAAGCUUCAGAAGCAGUUUGUAAUUUGAUGAGAAAAUUUCAGAUGCUCACUGUCUUAUGGGCUUUUGUUAAUGUGUUUAGAUGAAGUUCUGUACUAUUUGAGAAUAUUGGUUUUUGCAUUUACUGAAAAUGAUAGUACUGCCCCCUUAGGGAGGGUCUUAGAGAUACAUUUGAUUAAAAAGUGAAGUGUUUCACUCAAAAAAUUCUGAAUUACAAUAAACCGAUCAUUCUAUCCCCAGAA